Heterotrigona itama is the source of this 8363-nucleotide messenger RNA. The record is from the annotation of a GenBank genome assembly. Lineage: Eukaryota; Metazoa; Arthropoda; Insecta; Hymenoptera; Apidae.
CUUUUCUUUUUCCAACUUCGAUCGUUUCUCCUCGGUUAGAGAUACUUUACACUUUUUAUUCUGAUUUUUAGACACAGGCAUUCCCUCGAGCAACAUAGGCUCAUAAAUAUUUUCAGUUUCUUUUUCGAUGUCAUCGUGUUUUCUUUUUCCACAUAACGUUAAAUGAUUUAUUUCGUUAAAAACUUCAGUAUCUAGUUUUUUAUCGUUAAGCUCAUUCUCAGGUUGCCUAUUGACAAGCUGUACAAAAUAAAAUGGUUAUGCUAUUGAAAUUUGUUUAAAAUCGAAUUUUACGCCGAUAGAUAACUUUCGAAAAAGUUCGUAAGCAUCCAUUUUUUCUUGAUCGCAUUUAAAUGAAAAACCAAUUUGAUCGUAUCUGUAUAAUCACGAUCGUACAUAAUACUCGUUCAAAAAGAUCAGAUUCGACGAUAUAAGAAACAUGAGUAUAUACAAUACUUGUAGCAGCGUCUCAUGUGUCCAUACAAUCAGAUCUAUCCUGUGGUUAGUCAAUAUCAAUGAUGCGACACGAGUUCUGAAUCUGAACUAUUAACGUCGAUAUGUAUGUAAAACUGUAAAACAGGUUGUGUACAGAACAACGACUCCAUCUACUACUAUCCACAUGCAUACAUACUCCUACCUAUUGGCUCAAGUGUAAACAAUAAUCAAAGUCAAAUUAAUCUUUUCAUCAAACAUGGAAAAAGACUGGAUAAAUGAUUAAUGAAACUUUUGUUCUUAAAAGUUUGUCGCGAUAUACUAUCAUCGAUACAUCGAUACCCAUGGACUGUACGAAUAAACUGGAGAUGUAUAUCCACUUUUUAUUUAUUUAAAUAAUAACAUUAAAUAUAUUCGGUGAUCGUCUUCUAAUGUUCGCGUUACGAUUGGAUAGAAUGUUUAUUAAAAAAUACAAAGUUACAAUAACUAAAGAUAUUAAACAAGAAAUAUCUAUUUACAGAGAAAGUGCAAUAAACGUAGAAAAGAAAUUGUACAUUUCACGUAUUGGUAAACAAUGUAAUAGCAAUAUAGGAGAAAUUGCAGGAGAAUUAAAGGAUGCAAAAUAUAAAAAAAAUGUUCAUGGUUCAAGAGAGAAUUCAAGAGAGACUACUUUUGAAUACGAAGAUAAUAAUUAUAAUGAAACUAAUGUUACAGAUACAAGUGACAUUCCAAUUGAAACUUUCAAAAAGUUUUCUAAUGAAAAUUUAGAGAAAUCUUUGCAGUCUGGCAAAGAUUCAGACUUGAGAUGUAAGCCUAAAAAUCAGUUAAAUUUAACUCCUGAUACUGUUUCAAGAUCAAAAUCAAGCCCCAAUAUGGAUCACUUGAACGAAGCAGCUUCAAUAAUAUCUAGUACAGAAACAAUAUCAGAUGUUUGGAAACCAGAAGUGCCUAAGACAUUAAAUGUUAUUCCACUGACACUGAAUAAUGUUACCUACAAUGGAAAUGAAUAUUUUCCAGAGAGUAAUUUAGAUGAUACAAGAGACACUCCUAAACUAGUACGUCAAGGUUCCUACGUGUUAGAUACUCCAAGUCCAAUAUUAUUGGCACACAUGCAAAUGGAGUUGGCUAAUUCAACUUAUGUUCCAUGUUCAGAAUAUGUUCCAACAUUGUGCGGAAAUGCGAAUCGACGCAAAGAAUGGAAUGUCGUACAAGCUAAAAUUGAAUGGGAGUAUGAAACCAAAAGCAAAGAAUCUGUUUCUACGAGAAACGCUGAUUCCAAUGUUGAUCGCAAAAUGUGCAAAUCCAUUUCCAUACAAGCAAAAUCUCCUGAAUCUUCCAUUGUAAUAACUCCGUCGACAAAAUCUGUCGAUUGUAUUCAAACAAUGUUAGCCAAAGAGCAUAUUGAUAAUGGCGAUAUACAAGUUGAUCAAGAUAAAAAACAUGUUGCGGAUAAUAAUAAUGAGAACGAACAAAGACUACAACCAUGGAACAAAUGUGACAACAGUUCCUGCACUUUUAAUCCAGUAUGUAAACUUGGCCGUUCUUUAGAAAAUCUAAACGAGCAAAACAACAUCUCUACGACUGAUAAAUUAAUGGAAAAACUUUCGAGAAACACGGAUAUACAAAACUCUAUUUCCAAACUGAAGUCUACUGCCGCGUCUGAUAAACUUUUAACAGUUUACAAGAAGGUACAGGAAAUGCACAAGAAGCAAAUGGCUGAAUUAAUGUUUCGCCAGCACAGAGAGCAAACGUUACUUCAAAAAGAAUUUGAAAAGCAACAGUUUCUUUUGCUAACUGAGAUCAAAAAGUCCUUUCCAGAAAUUUCAGUUUCUUUGCUUUCUGAGAAUACCCUGUCUCCUGUUUCAAUUGCUACUGAUAACGACAAGUUUUUUGAGAAUGACAAUGUGCAAAACGUUGCAAGAUUGAGAAAUAAUUUAGAGCAAGAGAAUGGAAUUGAACAUUCGCAAGAUAAUAAUAUAGAAAUAGCAACAUGUCCGUUGAAUUAUAUUUAUCCUGAAAUGAAUUAUGAUAAUAUUCCUUGUUCUACUAGACAUUCACGUACGGCUCGGUCAAUGGAGACCAAACUAUCGUCUGAUGUUGAUAAUUCUGUAACGAACAUGAGAGGAAGAGACACUGAGAUGCAAUUAAACGACGUAGAAAAUUAUAAAGAAAGAUCAUUAAAAGAAAGUGAAACGAAUAAACGUUCAAACGUUAGUCGAGAAUUAUUUCCUUUGGAUAGCAAAACUAUGCAUGUACCGAUCCCUGAUAGGACAAUAUAUGAGACUAAACACAUUAAAGCAGUAAAUGUAAUAAACGCAUACGCAAGAGGCUAUCUAGUUCGUAGAAUGAUGCGAACUGAACGUGUGAUUGCUUUAAAAAACACGUAUAAAGAAGCUUUGCAUUGCAUGCUUAAACUUCACGUUGAUGCACCUCUUAAUCGUUCAGAAUUUAAUUUCUUACAUCGGCUUCAGUUACAGUGCGACGCAGCCUCUAUGAAUAUAGUGGAGUUGUUCGCCCAAAAUCCCCAGAAAAGAAUGCAAGUAGUAGCGCAAGAUCGUGAAAUUAAACAAUCUCGCAUAGAACGUCCAACAUCAGCAAGAUCUUAUUCGUUUGCAACUCAGCGGACUUUAGCCAGGAAAAAACUAAAGGAGAUGGAAGAAUACCAACCAACUUCGUUCGUUCGUUCAUGUUCGUCUAGAUCUAGAUGUCAAACAUGGACCUCGGAUAUUAAGGAGAGGCUCAUUUCCUCAAACAUAUUAUAUCAGACCAUCAAAAGAAGUACCAGCGCAGGGACUGUGCGAAAACCAUGGCGGUAAAAUAAUACGAUAGUGCCUUCUAUUAUUGAUUUAAUGAUGUGUACAUUGCGUUAAAAAUAUGUAAACGAAAUCCACGUUGUGCCUGAAUUUUUUAAUAAAUUUAUUUUAUACGAGACUGACUUUCGUGUUCGCAUGGAUCGUUUAAGCGGUAAACAUUACGAGUUCAAUGAAACGUGAGAUUUAAAUGUAAAAUUAAAUUACGAACGGGCAGGAAGGAGAACGAAUUUUGUUCGGUAAAUCGAUAAUCGAGAAGUACGAGUGAUAAUAUUUUAUAGGAAAUUUGAGUCGUUCAACUGCUGGUGCGCGCACGUAUACGCAGGCGCGUGCGCGCACGUACAGUCUCGCUCUAUGACGGGCGAAUACAUUACACCAGUGUGCAACAAUCGGGAGAAUAUUUUGGCUUAUUUCGUGACAAGUUUCACGUGGAAAAUUAAAUCGUAGCAGCUUGUUUUCAGAAUAAUUAUGCUUGCAACAAUUGUGAUUGAGUACUAACGAGAGAACCAUGUGUGACAAUGUGAAUAACAAUCCAUUCGCUGGGUUGUUUUCAACUAUCAACGAUGCCGUGUCAUUCUCCUCUCAGAGUCAGGCAAUUAUCAACGAAAGUAACAGAGUUAGUUAUGUUACGCAACUCGACGACCAAAACAUUGACAAUGCUGUGGGGGCGAAACAUUUUCAAAGUUCCAAAGAGUCGAGAAUCGACGAUCAGGUUAAUCGUCUUAUCGGCGAUGUGCUUGGAAUAACAUUGCACAGGUCAGAAGCAAAUGUGCACCAGAAACAGAGAUUGGUUUUCGUCAAUGUCGACACAACCGAGCAAGCAAUUUUUGAACGGUUAAUGUCAUCUGACCUCGAGUCCAAAUUAAUACCAACAGAAGAUUCUCAGCAGAUUUUCACCGAUCCCCAUACAACGGAGAAGCAAGUAAUACCUUAUCUGUUUGAGAGUUAUUGUCGAUUGCAACAGUAUCAAAACGAGUCCCAAUUGUCUGAUGUCCUUUGUAAAAUAAGUCAGGUUAUAUUGCAAAAUGCAAGCGUUGCACUACAGGAGCCAGAAUUGUUUGAAGAGCAAGAGAUUCACAAGCAGUUUGUUACAUUAUGUAUAGAUGAAACUGGGCCCAAGCAAGAAUUUAUACUAUUUGUGAACGGUAUUGUGUCGGAAUUACAAAAUGAAAAUGAAAAGAAAGCUAUAGACGCGAUAGCUGCAUCUUUCAAUCCUAUUCUUGAUAUUAUUUACAAAGAAGCAGCACAAAGUAAUCUCGUUCUUUUCCGUCAAUAUUGGUUUACUAUAUUAAAUCUUUUUUCCUCGAUAGAGCCCUUAGCCAAAUUAGUUAUUGAUCAUAGCACUCCUAGAAACAAUGAAGGCCGAGCAUACGCAGAUACAUUAUUAGGCGCGCUUUUCAGUUUAAGCUGUUUGCCAAAAACAAUAGAAGAGCCGUUCUAUUUUUUUGAGAAACCACUGCAACAGACUUCGGCUACUGUUGAAGGAAAUAUUUGGACAGCCUUAGAUGCAUUAAACGAGUCAUUGCAAAAGGUCUUUCACUUAUUGUUAAAAUGUUCAAAGGAGGUUCGUCGUUUAACUUUACAAUGGAUAGGCAAUUGUCUUCAUUCUAAUGCAGAUAGAGGAAAAAUUUGGAAUGCUCAGAACGAUGUUAGUUUCAGCUCAAUAUUGUGUGUCUCUGAUGGUUUUAUGUUGAAUUUAGGAAAUAUGCUAUUGCGUCUUUGUCAACCAUUUUGCAUUAAACAAAACGAUUCCAAAGUGCCUAAAAUUGAUCCAACGUACUGUGCUGUAGAUAUUAAUGAUCAAGAUGAAUGUGCAAAUCCAAAUAUACAUUUAAAAGGGAUGUCCUCGGAAACUUGUUUGAUACCAAUGUCAGAAGGUGGUGCAAGACCUGUUGCAAAAACAUUUGGAUUUACUACCGAAUGCUUCUUUUUAACUCAUAGAGCGUUAGACCUUGGAUAUAGAGUAGUAUUAGACAAACUUUUAAGAACAAACCAGGAUUUAGUAAGAAUACAAAGAGUGUAUCAAGAUGCACAGAAUGAUGGUAGAUCUGAAGUAUUUGAAAUAAUAACGCAACGCAUGGAAGAAGAAAUGACCAAAUAUUUGUCUCUAAGAGCAAGCCUUCUAGUACCAGAAAUGUUGAAACUCUUAGCAAAAUUUCACGCAACAACAGCGUUUUGGUUGGUACAAGUAUACUUGAAUGAUAUAAAGAUUGGAGAAAAUGCAGAAAACGAUUACAUUCCAAAGGAAUGUAAAGAGGUGACGUUCCCUUUGCCAGAAACUGUUCCAGAUACUCUGAGAUGCAUUCCUGAAUUCGUAGUAGAAAAUACUAUUAGAUUUUUGUAUUUAUUACGCCGUUUAAAUCCAAAUGUUUUUGAAGAACAAGGGCCAUCCUUCCUGACACCAAUGUUAACGGAGAUCAUAGUAUUAAUGGAGUCUCAACAACGUUUAUAUAAUCCUCAUUUACGUGCUCGUUUGGCGGAAGGCUUAGAGGCUCUUUUACCUACAAGCGAUGAAACUAUGAACCCUGUAACACCAAGCUUAGGAACAUUCCAUAGAGAACAAUUAUUUAUUACACAUCCAUAUAGACAAUAUAUUGUUCCGAAUUUACUUAAAGUAUUUGUGAGCAUUGAAAUGACUGGGCAAAGUGUGCAAUUUGAACAAAAGUUUAAUUAUCGGAGACCAAUGUAUGUCGUUAUGGAGUAUUUGUGGAAAUUACCAGAACAUCGUAAUAAUUUCAUUUCUUUGGCAGAAGAAGCAGAAGCCAAUAUGGAAGCAGCUCAACCUCCAUUAUUUUUGCGUUUUAUAAAUCUUUUAAUGAACGAUGCAGUUUUCCUAUUAGACGAGGCACUUUCAAGCAUGGCUCAGUUAAAACAACUGAUUCAAGCAAGGGAGAGUGGUGAAUGGAACAAGUUACCACAACAUGAACAUGAUCAACAGGCUCAUUAUCUCUUACAUCUUGGAAUGAUUGCUCGAUUUGACAACAUAUUGGGCAGGAAAACUAUAUACACAUUAAAAAUGUUAACUACAGAAAUAAAAUCCAUCUUUUGUCAUCCAACAAUGGUGGAUCGUAUUGCUUCGAUGCUUAAUUAUUUGUUGCUCCAAUUGGUUGGGCCAAAUAAAAAAAAUUUGAAGGUUAGUGGUCAGAAAGAAUAUGCGUUCAAUCCAGCAAAUUUAGUACUAAAUAUAUGCGAAAUUUAUAUAAAUCUUAGUCAAAAUGAAUCUUUUACGCUUGCUGUUUCACAAGACGGCCGUUCAUACAGUCCAGAACUUUUCAAGUUGGCUGAUAAUGUUCUUGUUCGUAUUGGUGGCGUGGGUAUAUUAGGCGAUUUAGAUCAAUUUGCAAAAAAUGUCGAGGCAGCUGCAAGUCAUAAAAAGGAGGAAGACGAAAUUUUAAUCGAUGCUCCCGAUGAAUUUCUUGAUCCAAUUAUGUCUACUUUAAUGAUAGAUCCUGUUGUUCUCCCAUCGUCAAGGAUAACUAUAGAUCGCCAAACCAUCGCAAGGCACUUGUUAAGCGAUCAGACCGAUCCAUUUAAUCGAUCUCCUCUUACCAUGGACAUGGUAAAAUCAGAUGUUGAACUUCAGCGUAGGAUACAAGAAUGGAUACAACAAAAAAAGGAGGAGAAAACGAGGAGUUGCAAUUUGAUUACCAAAGAAUGAAACAUAAUCAGUAAAUUACAAAGUAUAAUUUUCACGUCUGAUACUUUUCAAAUGCUUUAAUGAAAAUUUAAUUUUCAUAAUUUCAGGUAAUGAGUGUGAGAAAAUAUGAUCAAUGGCAAUCUCGAUGUUUUACGUUAUUUGAUUUAAAUUUCGUUGUUUCAUAAUUUACAGAGAGAAGUAUAUAUUUUUCUAUAUGAUCCUCGUAGAUAUGUACAGAUACGAAUUAUGUGCUGUAAUUAUCAUCAUCCUGUAAGAUUUUUAAUAUUGCAUUUUAUGCAAAAAAUUGUCUCAUAACAGCGUACGUAACAAUAUAAGCAUAGAGUUAAACGUUGUUGUUAUUAUAUAAUAUUACACGUUAUCAAAUUUCGUUCGUUCAGUUCGAACGCAGCAAAUAUUAUUGACAAAUUUGGAAUAAAGAUAACUUGUCUGUCAUUCGAACAAACUUAUAUAUAUUGUGUAAUAGUAUCAUAUUUUAUUGAUAUACAUCGCGAUUGAUAUAGGUUUGAUUGACGUCAAUUUUUUUAACAGAGUACUAAUAAAAAAUUAGUACUAGUAAAAGUACUUUGAUUCUCUAUUGCUUGGUUGUUAAAAUUUUUCAAGUGUCACAAUAUUUAUAAGCAUUAUAUUGUUUACAGAAUAGUGACAAGUUCAUUAAAAUCAGUAACAUACCACAAUGAUUGUUGUUUGACAUUCUCUCUGAUUACAUUUCCACCGUAUCCUGCAUGAACAAAUCUGCUACUGAAGUAGUUUCUAAAUCCGUCACUCCAUCACCAAUAUGAACAACAGUCUUUAUUCCUUUUUCAUUUUUGAGAUGUUCAAUUACUUUUGCUUUACCACCAUUUGCCGCGGUAGGUUGAUCUUCGUCAAAACCUGCAUAUUCCCCUGCAAUAGAAUUUAAGUCUGUUCGCGAAAACAUUUUCUAAUGGAAUGUCAAGAAAUGCGGCAACCGGUGCAAUUAAAGAACGAAAUCCGCCCGAUAUUAAAAACACCUGCUUUCCACGAGUUUGUAGAGCUGUCGUCAAAGUUUUGAUUCCAGGCGAGAGUUUCAACGGGCGGGAAGCCAGGAAUUGUUUUAUCUGUGUAAAGCUUGGUUUUAUAAUGUUCAACCUUUCCAUCAAGGACUGUCGAAACGUCAGAUCUCCCUGCAUUGCCCGAUUUGUUCUGGCAAGUACGUCGUUUUCUUUUUUACAAAAUUUCGCAAGUUCGUCGAUUCCUUCUUCCUGUAUCACGGUCGAAUCUACGUCGAAAGUGACGGCAUCCACAUUCUUCCAUAUCAAUUGUAAUUUAUCUAGAUUGGCCAUUUAUUCCGUACAACUCGGUAAAUAAUUCACCAGAAUUACAAAGUUUCACCGUCACUACGUAUCAAACUGUAUUAAUAAUCAGAACUUGUCUUUUUCUAAAAGUUGUAAAACAUUAAACAGAAUAUCUACACAUGUGUAACUUAUACGUACACGUGUGUGUGUGUG